Ostrea edulis (European flat oyster) is the source of this 642-nucleotide messenger RNA. RefSeq lists its product as uncharacterized. Lineage: Eukaryota; Metazoa; Mollusca; Bivalvia; Ostreida; Ostreidae. The coding region runs from base 1 to 642 and encodes 213 amino acids. The record is from RefSeq and is a predicted model, not a curated record. The transcript has a single exon.
AUGUGUCGGGAAGCUCAGGAAGUAUCAGGGUGGGUGGCUCAGGAUGUAUCAGGGUGGGUGGCUCAGGAUGCAUCAGGGUGGGUGGCUCAGGAUGCAUCAGGGUGGGUAAUUCAGGAUGCAUCAGGGUGCGUGGAUCAGGAUGUAUCAGGGUGGGUGGCUCAGGAUGCAUCAGGGUGGGUAAUUCAGGAUGUAUCAGGGUGGGUGGUUCAGGGUGUAUCAGGGUGGGUAAUUCAGGAUGUAUCAGGGUGGGUGGUUCAGGAUGUAUCAGGGUGGGUGGUUCAGGGUGCAUCAGGGUGGGUGGUUCAGGAUGUAUCAGGGUGGGUGGCUCAGGAUGCAUCAGGGUGGGUGGUUCAGGGUGUAUCAGGGUGGGUGGCUCAGGAUGUAUCAGGGUGGGUGGCUCAGGAUGCAUCAGGGUGGGUAAUUCAGGAUGUAUCAGGGUGGGUGGUUCAGGGUGUAUCAGGAUGGGUGGUUCAGGGUGUAUCAGGGUGGGUAAUUCAGGAUGUAUCAGGGUGGGUAAUUCAGGAUGUAUCAGGGUGGGUGGUUCAGGGUGUAUCAGGGUGGGUGGCUCAGGAUGCAUCAGGGUGGGUGGCUCAGGAUGCAUCAGGGUGGGUAAUUCAGGAUGUGUCGGGAAGCUCAGGAUGA